This is a messenger RNA of Sorex fumeus (smoky shrew), 548 nucleotides long. RefSeq names its product cystatin F (gene CST7). NCBI's taxonomy places the organism in Eukaryota, Metazoa, Chordata, Mammalia, Eulipotyphla, Soricidae. The record is from RefSeq and is a predicted model, not a curated record. Gene Ontology annotation, biological process: negative regulation of microglial cell activation; immune response; positive regulation of myelination. The transcript is spliced from 4 exons. Gene Ontology annotation, cellular component: endoplasmic reticulum; lysosome; Golgi apparatus. Gene Ontology annotation, molecular function: cysteine-type endopeptidase inhibitor activity. Bases 64 to 525 code for a protein of 153 amino acids.
GCUCCCUCUGCUCCUAUUGGGGAGCCCCCGGACCGUCCACCUGCCCCCUCCUCCUGCAUCACCAUGCUGCGGUCCUGGGAGCUGCUCGCCUGCUACUGCCUCAUCCUGGGCACCUUAGGGUGCCCCUCCCCAGAUUUCUGUCAGCAGAUCUUUGAUGUGAAGCCAGGAUUUCCCAAAGCAAUAAAAACCAAUGACCCUAAAGUGCUCCAAGCAGCUAGACUCAGUGCGGAGAGGUUCAACAACUGCACCAAUGAUGUUUUCUUGUUCAAGGAAUCCCGCGUCGAGAGCGCCAUGGUCCAGGUGGUGAAGGGCCUGAAGUACAUGCUUGGCGUGCUCAUCAGCAGGACCACCUGCAAGAAAACCCAAAGGCCGCACCUGGACAGCUGCAACUUCCAGACCAACAAAACCUUAGAGCAGACUCUCUCCUGCUACUCUGAAGUCUGGACCAUCCCCUGGCUCCAAAAGUUCCAAGUAACUGUUCUCCACUGUCACCAACUUGCUCCUGGUGCUCCAACGACCCUAUGACAGGCGCAUUCUGGCAUCACAAC